Panicum hallii is the source of this 1894-nucleotide messenger RNA. RefSeq names its product probable homogentisate phytyltransferase 2, chloroplastic. Gene Ontology annotation, molecular function: prenyltransferase activity. Bases 103 to 1260 code for a protein of 385 amino acids. The record is from RefSeq and is a predicted model, not a curated record. The transcript has 11 exons. NCBI's taxonomy places the organism in Eukaryota, Viridiplantae, Streptophyta, Magnoliopsida, Poales, Poaceae. Gene Ontology annotation, cellular component: membrane.
CCAUCACCCACCUCACUCCCUGCCUGCCUUGGCCCUUGGCCCUUGGCAUCACCAAUGGCGACGGGUGGCUGAAAAAAACGGAGUCCAAGCUCCCCCUCCCCCAUGGCUCCCCUCGCCUCCCCUCCUCUCCCAUCCCGCGCCCCUGCCUUCCUCGCCGCCCCCGCCCUCCGCAGCGGGCGCCCUCCACGCCUGCUCAGCCCGUCGCGGUCCGCACCCCCACUCGUCUCCUCCGGCCCCGCAGGCUGCUUCCCCCGCGCCCCUCGCGCGCCCUGUACUGCCGCCUGCGAACGCCGCCGCGACACCGUGCGGACAUUCUCUCAAGCUGAUGCUGCUGGACCAGCUCCUUUGUCAAAGACUCUGUCAGACCUCAAGGAUUCCUGCUGGAGAUUUCUGAGGCCACACACAAUUCGAGGAACUGCUUUGGGAUCCAUAGCUUUGGUUGCUAGAGCCUUGAUAGAGAAUUCCCACCUGAUAAAUUGGUGGUUGGUAUUCAAAGCAUUCUAUGGGCUUGUAGCGUUAAUCUGCGGCAAUGGUUACAUUGUUGGGAUCAAUCAGAUCUACGAUGUUGCUAUUGACAAGGUAAAUAAGCCAUAUCUACCCAUUGCUGCCGGUGAUCUCUCAGUUCAGUCAGCAUGGUUGCUGGUAGUAUUAUUCGCAAUUGCAGGCUUUUCAAUUGUAGUGUCAAACUUCGGAACUUUCAUUACCUCUCUAUACUGCCUUGGCCUAUUUCUUGGCACUAUAUAUUCCGUUCCUCCAUUCAGACUGAAGAGAUAUCCGGUUGCUGCUUUUCUUAUCAUUGCAACGGUUCGCGGUUUUCUUCUCAACUUUGGCGUGUACUAUGCUACUAGGGCUGCACUAGGUCUUACAUUCCAAUGGAGCUCUCCUGUUGCUUUCAUUACAUGCUUCGUGACACUAUUUGCUUUGGUCAUUGCUAUAACCAAAGAUCUCCCUGAUGUUGAAGGGGAUCGCAAGUAUCAGAUAUCAACUUUGGCAACAAAACUUGGUGUCAGAAACAUUGCCUUCCUUGGCUCUGGUUUAUUGGUAGCAAAUUACAUUGCUGCUAUUGUUGUAGCUUUUCUCAUGCCUCAGGCCUUCAGGCGCACUGUCAUGGUCCCUGUGCAUGUUGCCCUUGCAGCUGGUUUAAUUUUCCAGACAUGGGUUCUGGAGCAAGCGAAGUACACUAAGGAUGCUAUUUCGCAAUAUUAUCGGUUCAUCUGGAAUCUCUUCUAUGCUGAAUAUAUCUUCUUUCCGUUGAUAUAGAGCCUAGAGAUCUGGUAGUUCAGACUUCAGAGUGGGCUACAGCCUAAUGAUGGGAGCAAAUCAAAAAGGGAGGAGUCGAUAAAGUGCAGGGGCGAUCAUAGUCGGCUGAUGCCCCUUUUGUGCAUAUGAAGCGUACUUGUUGUGCAUAUGUUGUACGGAAACAAAAUGCAGUGAUGUUUCAAGGAUCCUGGAGUUUUAGGAGCUUGGGAAGCUUUUGUCAUGCUGAGGGUGAGGGCUUUAACUUGUUGGAGCUGCGGUAGCUGGCUUUGGCACAAAUUCAACAGUGCCCCGUUCUGUAGGGUCUUGUCUGGGAGGGCUUGAGCUCAGGUCUGACGUCGAUGGAAACUCAAGCUAGUUCUGGCCCGAAACAGGUGGUGGUGCUGGUGCUGGUGCAGCGGCCAAGCCAACUAGCCAAGCACGUUUCUUGUCACUCGAGGUUAAGCUAGUAUAUAUGCGAGACAUAUUGAUGGCGUGCCCUCACGAGUCACGCGAAUACAGACCACGGACUACUAGUAUCCCCUUGGCUUAUACUGCAUAUAUAUUUCUUGAGCUUCAGCUGUACCUGUUGUAUAGCAGGAACCACUGUCUUUUCCACCGUUCGAUCUGGAAGGACUGAAAGUUCCUCCAUGUGUCA